AGCAGCUUCUCACUUUCUUGCAGAAAAACGAAAGAGAGAGAGAGAGAGAGGGAGAGAGAAUAAAAUGGGUGUUCAUCUUCUUUUAGCUUCACCAUUUCUUAGGCUCUUUCUCUUCUCUUUCGUAAUGUGUCUCAUGCAUCAGCAUGCUCUUGCAGGCAUAACCAAGCACUACAAGUUUGAAAUCAAACAACAGAAGGUGACAAGACUCUGCCACACAAAAAGCAUAGUAACAGUGAAUGGGCAGUUUCCUGGGCCGAAAAUCAUUGCUAGAGAGGGUGAUCAACUCCUAAUUAAAGUCGUUAACCAUGUCCAAAACAACAUCUCUAUCCACUGGCACGGCAUUCGACAGCUUCAAUCGGGGUGGGCUGAUGGUCCGGCAUAUGUGACCCAAUGUCCCAUACAAACAGGCAAUAGUUAUGUCUACAACUUCACCAUUACUGGCCAAAGAGGCACUCUUUUUUGGCAUGCUCACAUUUCAUGGCUCAGAUCAACUGUUUAUGGGCCCUUAAUCAUACUUCCCAAGCACAGUGUUCCGUACCCUUUCACUAAACCUUACAAGGAGGUUCCAAUUAUUUUUGGUGAGUGGUGGAAUGCAGAUCCUGAAGCCAUAAUUAGCCAGGCCUUGCAAACAGGUGGAGGGCCGAAUGUCUCUGAUGCUUAUACCAUUAACGGAUUCCCGGGGCCCUUAUACAAUUGUUCUGCCAAAGAUGCAUUCAAGCUGAAGGUUCAACCUGGCAAGACCUAUCUUCUCCGGCUUAUCAACGCAGCACUCAAUGACGAGCUUUUCUUCAGCAUUGCAAAUCACACUCUCAAAGUAGUAGAAGCCGAUGCCAUUUAUGUCAAACCCUUUGAGACUCGCACAAUUCUCAUUGCCCCCGGCCAAACCACAAAUGUUCUUCUGAAGACCAAACCCAACUUCCCUAAUGCCACAUUUUUCAUGACUGCUAGGCCAUUUGUGACUGGUCAAGGCACAUUUGACAACACCACAGUUGCUGGCAUUCUAGAGUACGAUUCGCCAUCUAAAACCAAAACCCUAAACACGAAGAGACUUCCGCUGUUGAAACCCAACCUCCCCGCCCUAAACGACACAUCAUUCGCAACCAAAUUCGCCAACAAACUUCGUAGUUUAAACACCCCACAAUUCCCAGCUAAUGUCCCUCAAAAAGUUGAUAAGCACUUUUUCUUCACCAUAGGCCUUGGAACCAACCCUUGUAGCCAAAACAACCAAAGAUGCCAAGGACCCAAUGGGACAAUGUUUGCAGCCUCAGUUAACAACAUUUCUUUUGCAAUGCCAAACACUGCCUUGCUACAAUCCCAUUUUUCUGGCCAGUCAAGUGGGGUCUACACUCCUGACUUCCCAACCAAUCCCAUAACGCCAUUUAACUAUACUGGCCCCCCACCAAAUGAUACCAUGGUGAGCAAUGGGACAAAGCUGAUGGUGCUGCCAUUUAAUUCUAGGGUGGAGCUGGUGAUGCAGGACACUAGCAUUCUUGGUGCUGAGAGCCAUCCUCUGCACCUUCAUGGGUUCAAUUUCUUUGUUGUGGGUCAAGGAUUCGGGAACUUUGACCCGAAUAAGGACCCUAAAAAGUUCAAUCUGGUUGACCCUGUUGAGAGGAACACUGUGGGUGUGCCCUCUGGUGGGUGGGUUGCUAUCCGCUUUCUGGCUGAUAAUCCAGGAGUAUGGUUUAUGCAUUGCCACCUGGAGAUCCACACAAGCUGGGGCUUGAAGAUGGGUUGGGUAGUCUUGGAUGGCAAGCUUCCCAAUCAAAAACUGCUCCCUCCCCCUGCAGAUCUUCCCAAAUGCUGAUGAUCUUUUCAAUCCAUUACUUCUGACCAUAACUUGUCCAAAGAAUUUCCUGACCCAUUAAUAUUAGUUUAUUCUUUGGCACCUUUUGGAUUUUAAUUAAUUUGCCAAAUUAAAUUGUUUUGAGUGUGA
Malus domestica (apple) is the source of this 1936-nucleotide messenger RNA. Its product is annotated as laccase-17-like. Gene Ontology annotation, molecular function: hydroquinone:oxygen oxidoreductase activity; copper ion binding. The record is from RefSeq and is a predicted model, not a curated record. Lineage: Eukaryota; Viridiplantae; Streptophyta; Magnoliopsida; Rosales; Rosaceae. Gene Ontology annotation, biological process: lignin catabolic process. Gene Ontology annotation, cellular component: apoplast.